AUGGAAUCGAAUAUGAUUGAAAAAUUGAAAGCAUAUGGCGUUGGACAUCGUAAACUACACGACGAGCUUUUUGUAGGGGACAAGCCACCCGCGCGGUUAGGGGUUUACGACGUCGACGAAGAGAACCUUUGCCAUGAAGUUAUUCCAACCAGCUGUAACGUCGCCGGCUGCGCUUUUAAGUCGGACUCGCUUCUGGAAUACGAGAACCACUAUAACGCGUCGCACCGGUACUCCUGCGGACAAUGCAAGAAAAUGCUUCCUUCGCCUCAUCUCCUCGAUUUGCACUUGCAGGAGAGGCACGACUCGUUCUUCGCCGUCCUGGCUGCUAAGAAACCCUCUUAUUGCUGUUACAUAGAGGAAUGCAAAGAAAAAUUCAUGAAUGCAGAUGAACGGUUAGAACAUUGUGUGAAGAUUCAUAAAAUACCAAAGGACUUUAGAUUUGAUCAGAAGCCUAAAGCUGCAAAGUGCAAAAAUAAGAAUAUAUGUGACCUUCCUAUGGAGCUGGAUGUGGAAAGUAGUAAACAGCUGAAUAAGUUUGCAUUUAGUAAUUGUAAGCAAAAAGUAUUUGUGAAAUCUAUGAAUCUUAGGAAAGUAAACUAUAAAAACAAUGGAUCUAGUACAACAAACAUUGAUGAUGUUAUGUUAGAUUUAAAAGAAAGCUUACCAACU
Iphiclides podalirius (scarce swallowtail) is the source of this 669-nucleotide messenger RNA. Lineage: Eukaryota; Metazoa; Arthropoda; Insecta; Lepidoptera; Papilionidae. The record is from the annotation of a GenBank genome assembly.